AUGUCACAUCUUAUCCUCGGCACAGCGCCAGCAACUCCUCUCUCGUUGUUGCCGUCCAGCCUGCAGCCACAGCGGCACGCAGCCUCUCUCGGAUCCUCUUCCCUCUCACCUAGUGCUCCUCCCGGCAACGCGGCCCUUGUCCCCGUUUUGCGUGACGCCGAUGAUGAAGCGCUCUCGCCUCACCCGCCCACAACUGGCAGCAGUCCAUUAACGAUACGAUACCCAUUCGCUGUGGAAUACUGGAAGGACAGAGAAGCUGUGGUGUACUCCAUGGACGAGCAGCCCCUGGGGCUUGUCCGCCUGCCUGGCGUAGCAUUCAAUGUACCCGUGCGUUUAGACAUCCUGCACAGGGUUGUCCGCUACUUGCGCGCAAAAUGGCAGCAGGGCACGCACAAGGCGAAGCGGCGCGGUGAGGUGAGCGGCGGCGGCCGCAAACCGCGGCCGCAAAAGAAGACCGGUCGUGCGCGGCAGGGAUCGAUCCGCUCACCGCUGUGGAAGGGCGGAGGCGUGUCGCAUGCACCGCUGCCGCGCUCCCACGCACACAAGCUGCCUCGCAGCGUGCGGCUACUGGGCAUGCGUUGUGCAAUAACUGCGAAGAUCCACGAGGGUCGUUUCUUUGUCGUGGACAAUUUUCUGCGGGUUCCCGGACCUUCGGGAUCCAGCAGCGCCGGCAGCGCUUCCAACAGUGUGAAUGCUUUGGGCGAGCAGGUCCGGGUUCGGGACUACUCUGAGUUAAAGCAGCGACUUGCCCGCGUAACAGCGGGGAGCUUCGGCUCCACCUGGCUGUUGGUAGACAGCGGGGAAGCGGGCCGAGAUGGUGGUGUGCAGCUGCGCAAGUGGCUCAAGGGGCGAAUGGUUAUGGAGGUGCUGGCGCCGGAGCAGCUUACGGUUUACCACGUGCUUAAGUAUCACCGCCUGGUGGUCACGCGGGCGGCGCUGGAAAGUUUAGCAGAGCAGCUCACGAAGCCGCACCGGGUACGGAAACCUGCUAAGCUAGCGUGGUGGUUGCGGCGCAAGGAGCAACUAGAUACGGUAGUGAGGGAGCUGACCGAGGCGGCUGAUCGGUCUCGAUGA
Messenger RNA from Volvox carteri f. nagariensis, 1074 nucleotides. It is a transcript of the gene mrpL4, whose product is annotated as mitochondrial ribosomal protein L4. NCBI's taxonomy places the organism in Eukaryota, Viridiplantae, Chlorophyta, Chlorophyceae, Chlamydomonadales, Volvocaceae. Bases 1 to 1074 code for a protein of 357 amino acids. The transcript has a single exon. Gene Ontology annotation, cellular component: ribosome. Gene Ontology annotation, biological process: translation. Gene Ontology annotation, molecular function: structural constituent of ribosome. The record is from RefSeq and is a predicted model, not a curated record.